AUGGAGUUCUUAGUACCCAAAGGAGAUUAUAUUACGUAUUUUAAAAGGUCUUUAUUGCUAGUUUUAGUAUGUGUGAUAGUUCUUGUGUGCACUGAUCAGGACUACUAUAGUUUACUUGGAGUAUCCAAAGAAGCAACUAGUAGAGAAAUACGACAAGCAUUCAAAAAACUGGCAUUAAAGUUGCACCCUGAUAAAAACCAGAAUGAUCCAAAUGCACAUGAAAAUUUUUUGAAAAUAAAUAGAGCCUAUGAAGUACUUAAAGAUGAAGAUCUACGGAAGAAGUAUGAUAAAUACGGAGAGAAAGGUCUUGAAGAUCAGCAGCAAGGAGGUCGUUACGAAAGCUGGCACUUUUAUCGCUAUGAUUUUGGUAUUUACGAUGACGAUCCUGAAAUCAUAACAUUGGAUAGAGGGGAGUUUGAUGCUGCUGUUAACUCAGGAGAACUGUGGUUUGUGAAUUUUUAUUCUCCUCGAUGCUCCCACUGCCAUGAGUUAGCACCCACGUGGAGGGAGUUUGCUAAGGAGAUGGAUGGAGUAAUACGCAUUGGAGCUGUCAACUGUGGAGAUAACAGAAUGCUUUGUCGCAUUAAAGGGAUUAACAGUUAUCCCAGUCUCUACAUUUUCAAAACUGGAAUGCAACCAGUGAAAUAUUACGGUGACAGGUCAAAAGAGAGCUUAAAGAACUUUGCCAUGCAGUAUGUUACAAGCACAGUCACUGAGUUAUGGGCAGGAAACUUUGUUAAUGCCAUUGAAACUUCAUUUGCUUCUGGCGUUGGUUGGCUGAUCACCUUCUGUGCUGAACGUGGGGAUUGCUUGAGUUACCAAACACGCCUUAAGCUAGCUGGCAUGUUGGAGGGUCUUGUUAAUGUAGGCUGGAUGGACUGUGGCACCCAGGGUGAGCUUUGUGAUAAUUUGGAUAUCUCAUCUAGUACUACAGCAUACUUUCCGCCUGGAGCCACCAUAAAUAACAAAGAGAAAGGAGGUGUUUUGUUUCUUAACUCCUUGGAUGCCAGAGAAAUAUAUCAGGAAGUAAUGCAGCAUCUGCCAGACUUUGAAAUUAUCUCUGCAGCAUCGUUAGAGGACCGCCUGGCUCAUCACCGAUGGCUGCUUUUCUUCCAGUUUGGGGAGAGUGAUAAAUCAAAUGUACAGGAGUUUAAGAAACUUAAAUUUUUACUUAAAGAUGAACAUAUUCAGGUUGGCAAGUUUGACUGUCUUUCCUCACCAACCAUCUGCAACAAACUAUAUGUGUAUCAGCCUUGUUUGGCAGUCUUCAAAGGAAAAGGAACUGGAGAUUAUGAAAUUCAUCAUGGAAAGAAGAUCUUGUAUGAUAUUGUUGCAUUUGCCAAAGAAAGUGUCAACUCUCAUGUUAUCACACUGGGACCUCAGAAUUUUCCUGACAAAGAGAAGGAACCAUGGCUGGUGGAUUUCUUUGCACCGUGGUGUCCUCCUUGUCGAGCUUUGUUACCAGAGCUGAGAAAAGCAUCAAAACAUCUUUAUGGUCAGCUUAAAUUUGGAACACUCGACUGUACUGUCCAUGAAGGGCUUUGCAACAUGCAUAACAUUCGAGCUUAUCCAACCACAGUUGUGUUCAAUCAGUCUGAUGUUCAUGAAUAUGAAGGACAUCACUCUGCUGAGCAGAUCUUGGAGUUUAUAGAGGAUCUUAGGAAUCCAUCGGUGGUCUCCUUAACACCAGAGACAUUUGUUGAAUUAGUUCAGAGAAGAAAACGUGAGGAAAUCUGGAUGGUUGACUUCUACGCUCCAUGGUGUGGACCUUGUCAGGCUUUAAUGCCAGAAUGGAAAAAAAUGGCCAGGAUGUUAAAUGGAUUAAUCAGUGUAGGCAGUGUGGAUUGUCAAAAAUACUAUUCUUUCUGUCACAAAGAAAGUGUUCGGGGAUAUCCUGAGAUAAGACUCUUUCCUCAAAAAUCAAACACAGCUCAUCAAUAUUAUAGCUACAAUGGAUGGCACAGAGAUUCGUAUUCACUGAGAGGCUGGGCAUUGGGACACCUACCACAGGCGUCUGUAGAACUGACUCCUCAGAGUUUCACAGAAAAAGUUCUGAAUGGAAAAGAUCACUGGGUCAUUGAUUUUUAUGCUCCUUGGUGCGGACCUUGCCAAAAUUUUGCUCCUGAAUUUGAGAUCCUUGCAAGGACUGUUAAAGGCAAAGUAAAAGCUGGAAAAGUAGACUGCCAGAUGUAUGCUCAGACCUGUCAAACUGCUGAUAUCAGAGCCUACCCUACUGUGAAGUUUUACCCCUACCAAGGAACAAAGAAAAAUGUUCUUGGCGAAUAUAUAGACAGCAGAGAUGCAAAAGGUAUUGCUGACCUUUUGAAUGAAAAAUUAGAAGCAAUUCAAAAUAAAGGAAAAAGAAAAAAAUCCAGAAAUAAGGAUGAACUCUAAGUGGUACUGGAGGUAGAUACAAUUCAAAACAUUCUGAAGCUGUGAAUAUAGAAGACACCACAAGGAAAAUAUAAGGCUGAUUACAUUCAUGACAGGACAAGAGAGAUGAAAACUGAGUUCACAGGCAUAUGUGACUGUAUGAAUUCUGUUUAAACUGUGGGGAGAUAAAAGCAUUUUGGUUUUGGUGGAGGAAUUCAGUGUUUCUGCAAGUCCCUCUUCUGAUAUACCAACUACCUUCUUCCUAGUCAAACAUUGCAGUUGACCAGAAAUGUGGACUGUAGCACUUUUGCCUACCCAUUUACUAGUUCCUUAUAUUUUUCUGUCUCUUUUCAAACACUUUUUGAAUGUGGCACUCAGCCUAUGGCUGAAAAUGCACUCAAAGCACUCUGCAAUGCAGAAACACGAUGAGGGAUUGUCUAUUUGAAAGACAAACAGUUUUACCUGAUGAUUACUCUGCUUUGGCGUUGCAUUAUUGUCUAGUCA
Opisthocomus hoazin is the source of this 2877-nucleotide messenger RNA. The record is from RefSeq and is a predicted model, not a curated record. Lineage: Eukaryota; Metazoa; Chordata; Aves; Opisthocomiformes; Opisthocomidae.